Molecule: messenger RNA, 1136 nt
Organism: Eublepharis macularius
Lineage: Eukaryota; Metazoa; Chordata; Lepidosauria; Squamata; Eublepharidae
Source: the annotation of a RefSeq genome assembly
AUGCUAAUUAAUCGCAAAACGCACCCACUAUUAAAACUCAUAAACAGCUCAUUUAUUGACCUACCCACACCAAGCAAUAUCUCUGCUUGAUGAAACUUUGGAUCAUUACUUGGAUUAUGCUUAAUCAUCCAAAUUAUAACAGGAUUAUUUCUAGCAAUACACUACACCGCAAACACAACCCUAGCAUUCUCUUCUGUAGCUCAUAUUUGUCGAGAUGUACAAUACGGAUGACUUCUACGAACACUUCACGCAAAUGGAGCCUCAAUAUUUUUCAUCUGCCUUUAUAUUCAUAUUGGACGAGGCCUAUAUUACGGGUCAUACUUAUAUAAAAAAACAUGAAACACAGGAAUUAUUCUUUUAUUCCUAGUAAUAGCCACCGCCUUCGUCGGAUAUGUCCUACCCUGGGGCCAAAUAUCCUUUUGAGGUGCAACCGUAAUCACAAAUCUCCUUUCAGCCAUUCCAUACCUAGGUACAAUACUUGUACAAUGAAUUUGAGGGGGGUUCUCAGUAGACAACCCCACACUAACACGCUUCCUUACAUUCCAUUUUCUACUACCAUUUAUCAUUUCAGCUAUAGUUAUCUUACACCUUAUAUUUUUACACGAAACAGGAUCAAACAACCCAACAGGAUUAAAUACAAAUACAGAUAAAAUUCAAUUUCACCCAUAUUUUUCAUACAAAGAUUUGUUAGGUUCAGUAAUCAUAAUAACAUUCCUACUCUCACUAACUCUAUUUUACCCAAACCUAAUAGGAGACCCUGAAAACUAUGUCCCCGCAAAUCCACUAAUAACACCUCCCCAUAUUAAGCCAGAAUGGUAUUUUUUAUUCGCUUAUGCCAUCCUCCGCUCAAUUCCCAAUAAAUUAGGAGGUGUACUAGCACUUAUAAUAUCUAUUACUAUUCUAUUUAUUAUACCAAUCUUACACACAACAAAACAACGCGCUCAAACAUUCCGUCCGCUGUCCCAAAUAAUAUUCUGAUUAUUUAUCUCAAAUAUCCUUAUCCUAACUUGAAUCGGAGGUCAACCAGUAGAAGAGCCCUUUAUUAAAAUUGGCCAACUUACCUCACUAAUACACUUUAUUUUAAUUCUUACAAUACCCAUCAUAAACAAAUUAGAAACACAACUACUUAACCGUUA